This is a messenger RNA of Brassica rapa (field mustard), 3473 nucleotides long. RefSeq names its product CASP-like protein 1B1. The record is from RefSeq and is a predicted model, not a curated record. NCBI's taxonomy places the organism in Eukaryota, Viridiplantae, Streptophyta, Magnoliopsida, Brassicales, Brassicaceae.
UUCGGGUUUGGUACUAUAUUUUUGGAUCGAUAUUGGUUAUGUUCCUCGGAUUCAUUUUUCAUAAUACUAAUAAUUACAUGAAAAACAAAUAUCAACAUAUUUUUCAAAAUAUACACCCGCGCGCCUGCGCGGGUCAAAAUCUAGUGUGUUAUUGAAUAUGACAUUUCUCUAAAGUCUCUACAAAUUAUUUGCAAUCCACUGUUAUUCAAUUAAUAAUUUAUAAAAGCUAAAUUGAAUCCACUGUUAUUGAAAGACAAACAAUUUUAAAAAGAAAAGACUAUGAAAAUAAUUUGAAACAAAUUUUAUCAUCAAUUUCAGUCAAAACUAACAUAAUACAAAUCACAGCUCUAUAUAUGUUAUUUGGAAAGACCCAAAAUCAAAUAUAAAUAAUUGGCAAAAGAAAAAUGAUGAUCUAUACGACUCCACCACCAGCUCUCCAAAACCAGUAUCUGCACCAGCAUAUUUCCCUCUCUACACCUCUAUGUUGACUUGAAUCUCAACAACGUCUCUGACUUCUUUUUCACAAGUACGACAGUGACGAUGAAGCUUCUGCCGUCUUCGUUGAUUCCUUACACGGAAAGUUUGCACCAAUGGCAAAAAUGACGACAGUUUGUCUUUUUCUUGAUAUUGAGGCAAAAAAAGAUCAGGAAGUGCAUCAAAUGGAUGUCUACAAUGCAUUUUUGCAUAGUGAUUUACAGGAAGACGUAUACAUGAAACUGCCACCAGGGUUCAAAUACAAAGGAGAAACACGUGUGUCAACUCCAAAGGUCAUUAUAUUGAUUGAAACAAGCUCCCCGGUAUUGGUUCGCAAAGCUUUCUCAUACUCUCCGAGCGUAUUGAUUUACGCAGUCACGGUCUGAUCAUUAAUUCUUCGUAUAUCAUAAGAAAGGAGUUCGGCUGUGUAUACUGAUUUAUAUUGAUGACUUGAUAAUCUUCGGCACGUCGCCUCAAGAUAUUCAACUAUUUAAGGAUUACUUAUCAACAUGUUUCUAUAUGAAAGAUCUUGGACCAGUUAAGUAUUUUUUGCGUUUGGAAGUCGCAAGGAGUAAGGAAGGCAUCUAUCUUUGUCAAGGGAAAUAUGCGUCUAAUAUAGUAGCUGAAGUUGGCCUUCUUGGAUGUUGUCCCGCAGGAUCUCCAAUCGAUCAAAAUCAAAAUCUUGCGAAGUCAGACAGUGUAUAUCUGGCUGAUCCCGAAACAUAUAUACCGACGCCUGGUGGGGCGUCUUAUAUAUUUGGCAGCUACUCGACCUGAUCUUGCAUACUCUAUUCACAUUCUCUCACAGUUUAUGAAUAAACCGUGUGAGGACCAUUGGGUGGCUGCACUCAAAGUGGUUCGAUAUCUGAAGGGAACAAUGGGGCAAGGUAUUUUACUACGUGCUGGUUCGCCAAGACACUUGACGGGAUGGUGUGAAUCAGAUUGAGGAGGAUGUUCACUGACCCGACGUUCGCUUACAGGCUGGAUAGUGCAGUUUAAUGAUUCACUUAUUUCAUGGAGAACGCAAAAAAAAAGAUGCAGUUUCUCGCUCUUCCGCAGAGGCGGAAUACAGAGCAAUGGCAGAUUUGACAGCAGAACUUCGAGGACUGAGGACUUUUGUCUGAGUUCGACAUUAGUCAUGAGAAGCUAAUGACGAUAAUGUGUGAUCGUAAACCAGCUAUCUGUAUUAGUAACAAUGCAGUUUUUCAUGAAAGAACUAAACAUGUAGAAUCGGAUUGUCAUUUCUUUCGUGAUGAUAUUAUUAGAGGGUAUGUGAUAUACUAACGAAGGCAUUGGGCAAGAAGGAGUUUGAUGUUUUUCUUCAUAAAUUAGGCAUUCAAAAUUUGUAUGUUCCAACUUGAGAGGAGGUAUUGGAAUAUGCUAAGAUCCCAUAUAUUAAGAUUGAGUCAUAUCUUUAUUAUGUAAACUUUCCUAUAAACUCGAGAUUGUCUUUGUAUAUAUAUGAGGGCUUGUUAACGCCUAAGGAAUAAGAGAAACAGAUUGAAACCUAAAGUGUAAGAAAGUUAAAUUCCGGUCGUUACAUCUUUCUUAGCCAGUUAAACCGGUCCCAUUCUGUUUUGAGAAAGUUGGCUUAGUCACAAAAUGUUUUAAUGCAUGAAAUGUUCUUUUACGAUUAGUUCAAUUGUUUCUGUCGUUUUGUUUAUCAAUGCAUCUCCUUAUAGAGCCUUUUCUAAAUUCCAAACGUGUUUAGCCUUUCAAAAAAAAUAUUUUUGUAUUCCAUUUUGUAAGCAAAAAAUUGCUUGAAGUGUACAAAAGCUAAUGUGAUUCAUUAGAAAUAUGAUUACACUAUAUUUAAAUGAAAAAAAUACAAUCAAACAAUCGUGUUUUAAAUUUCAUAGAAAAGAAAGACGCAAAUGAAAAGUCAAGAAGUCAAUACUUGUUUAAGCUUUGGGUAGCUGAGAUUGUCCCAAGAGUAAGUUAACUUGCCACAGAACAAAAAAACAAAAUAAAAAGAGAUAAGAAAUCUAAGUUUUGAUUUUUUCUCACUGAACCUUCACAACCACCAACACCUAAAAUUAACCCUACAAAGUUAGAUUGUCAGACAAAAGACCAAAUACAGACACUCAAACUCACAUAUAUAUAUAUAUACUCACACAAACACAACACUCUUUCACAGAUUACAACACAAAACAAUUACCUCUUAAGCAAAUGGCGGUUUCAAAGCUUGUAUUGGCUGCUACAAGCACUAAAAGCUGCAAAGUACUCUUAGGGCUAAGAGUACUUGCCUUCUCGGCUACGCUAUCUGCAGCCAUUGUGAUGGGAUUGAACAAAGAGACAAAGACGUUUGUUGUGGGAAACGUUGGAAAUACUCCGGUCAAAGCUACUUUCACCGCUAAGUUCCAACACACUCCAGCUUUCGUGUUCUUUGUAGUAGCUAAUGCAAUGGUGAGCUUCCACAACAUGUUGAUGAUUGCUGUGCACCUAUUUGGAGGGGAAAUGGAGUUCACUAGUUUUCGUCUUCUCUCCGUCGCCAUUCUCGACAUGCUGAAUGUGACACUGAUUUCGGCCGCAGCUAACGCGGCGGCGUUCAUAUCGGAAGUGGGGAAGAAUGGGAACAAACACGCGAGAUGGGACAAAAUCUGUGAUAGAUUCGCCACUUACUGCGAUCACGGCGCCGGAGCAUUGAUCGCCGCCUUCGCCGGUGUGGUCCUUAUGCUCAUUAUCUCCGCCAUCUCAAUAUCUCGUCUUGCUCAGCCUAAUAAAUGCUCCUCCUCCACCGCCGCAACUCCCUCUGUCCUCCCCUGAAAACAUCACCGCCUCAAAAUUAUACAAACACACAUGUCUCAUUCCCUUGUUUCCUUACUUCUUUGCUGCUUUGUUGAGUGUUGUAGUGUGUGUAUACAUCGAGUGACUGUGUAACCAUGUAAGCAUUUGUCUUGUCUGUUACUCUGUUAGUACUCAAACUUUCUUCUCGUGAUUUGUGUUGUUUUGUUUUGUUUUGGGUUUUCUUAAAUACAAUGUGAUGACCCGACCGACUA